CUCCUGUCUUGGGUUUUGUUCCGGUGUAAUCAUCACCCAUAUAGUCCUGUUUAUGUCCUCUGUGUCCACAUAGUCACCAUCUAUCCACCUCUCCAGUAAUCAUCUUCACUUGUAUAUCUUAAGUCAUCUGUCCAAGAUGGUUUACUUGGAUUGCCCAACAGGAAACUUCUGUUCUUCAGAAAGUCAUGGUAACUGGUAGGGUGGGUUGUAUGACCUCCAUCACCCUGUCCUUACUGCCAUCCUUGCUCUUACAUCUGCAGCAUUGACAUCGUGCCUCUUUCUCUCUCAGAUCGACCUACUUUUGGAUGGCUGGUUUAUGAAUCUUGUCAUCUCUGUAGCUCUUACCUAAUGCAUUCUAAAUGAUCACCAAGACUCACAAAGUAGACCUGGGCCUUGGGCUCCUGGAGAAAAAGAAGAAGAAGAAAAAAGUGGUCAAAGAACCAGAGAUUCAAUACUCUGUCAUAAAUGAUACUAAUUAUUUUGCUGACACUUCUCCUUUGAGGGCCACAGCCCCCUCUAGGACUAUGAGCCAAGGGCAGGCACCCGAGAUGCCCCUGAUAAAGAAGAAAAAAAAAAAGAAAGGCCACAGCACCCUUUGUGAGGAGUUCCCAGAAUCUGAGCCCACAUCACGAGCCAGACAGACAAAGUUGGCCAGCCCCAGGAAGCAGGCCCUUGACCCCUCAGACUCCUUCAGUGGGGAGAAAAAAAAGAAGAAGUCCUUGCCUUUGGUGACGUCACAGGGCUCAGGGCUAAAGACCUCCCUGGUGGGUGAGGCGGCCACCAGUGCUAGUAAGAAGCUCAAAAAACACAAGAAAGAAAAAAAGGUCCGGGAUACCACAGCCGGCCCCAUCCAGGAUCCUUGGCCCUGUCAGGCUGGUGAUGCUUCAUAUGGAGGCGCUGUGGGGAAGGAGGCCGAGGAGCAGGCAGCCUUGGGGCAGAAACGGAAGCAGGGCAGCUCCAGAGAACGCAGUGGGAAAGUGAAGAAGAAGAAAGUUCACCAGGAGGAAGACACCCACCUGGGCCCCUCCGAGCUCCCCAGGUCCCAGGAGAGCAGCCCUAGGAAAGGAAGGAAGAAGAAGCCAGUCAAAGUGGAGGUUCUAGAGUACAUCCCAAUAGGAGACGACCCUAAGGCCCCAGUGAAGAAGAGGACAAAGGCAAAGAAAAAGGUAGAGCAGCCAGUUGUUGAGGAGCUGGCUCAGAAAAGGAAGAAAAAGAAGAAGAAAGAGAGCGUGGUAGCAGCAGACCCUUUGAAGGAGGAGCCAGACACAGACCUGGAGGUGGUGCUGGAGAAGAAGGGCAACAUGGAUGAGGCGCACAUAGACCAGGUGAGGCGAAAAGCCUUACAAGAAGAGAUCGAUCGGGAGUCAGGCAAGACAGAAGCUUCUGAACCCAGAACGUGGACGGGGACUCAGUUUGGCCAGUGGGAUACUGCAAGUUUUGAAAGCAAGGAACAGAAACUGAAAUUUCUCAAACUCAUGGGUGGUUUUAAGAAUCUGUCCCCUUCGUUCAGCCGCCCCCCUAGCAUGACUACAAGACCCAACAUGGCCCUCAGCAAGGCGGCAGCGGACACCCUGCAGCAGAACCUGCAGCAGGACUACGACCGGGCCAUGAGCUGGAAGUACAGCCGGGGCGCCGGCCUUGGCUUCUCUGCCACCUCCAACAAAGUCUUCUACAUUGACAAGAAUGCGUCCAGGUCUGUCAGGUUAGAAGAUUAAACACUGUCCUCUACCCAGAUAGCCCAGAUGAAAGCCACCCAGCAGCUCUCCAGGACAGAACACCCUUGGAGACUAAGGACAAAUGGGCAGCUCAUGAGUCCUGGGAGCGGAAAACCUGCUUUCUCUUACUCCUACAUCCCUGUGGUGACAUGGGCAUGUAAAUAAUGGCAGCUGACAACUGACCUUUGUUGAGGAUAUAGUUUGGCCUAGGGAAAUCCUGUUUUUGCAUUACUGUAUUUAAUGAUUAUGAAAUAGGUGCUAUUCAUGAGGCAGCUGAGAGGUUCAGGAAGUGAGUUAGAAAGUUGCCUAGGGGCACCCACCACUGAGUGCCAUGCAUUACAAGGUGGUUCCCUGAGCCCUAAGUCACUAAUCACUCUGAUGUCCCUUCUAGGGACUGACCCGGGAUUCUUGUUGGGGGUUAACGGAUGGAGGAAACAAGUUUUGUGGCAUGUCUGACUCUCAGGAAGUAGAACCGUGAUGGGGGAUUGGCAGGCUCGUUUGCCUUCCCCUGUUCGGAAUAGCUGCACACGGGCCAACAAGGAGAUGCGGCCACCCUUUCUCUGCUGCAGCUGAGCUGGGAUGCGCUUGGAUUUGGCAUUUCUGGGUGUUGGCUGGACUCUGAACAAAGCAUUCUGGAGAGCAGUUACACGAACUGAGGGCGAAGGAUCCAGUGACUUCUGUGGUGGAGGCUGAAUGCAAGGAGGCUUAGGCUGUGGAGAUGACACAGAAGGUUGCUUUACCAUGUAGGAACAGGUUCCAUGCUUGGACUCCAGUGAGCCUCACAGCUCCAGGUAUAGUGUCCACUCGGCCACCUGCCUCCCAUUCGCUACCUUGUGCAUCCGACCUAAGAGCAUCCUCUCUACUGCAGCCACAGCGCAUCUCCCAGCUGACCUCGCUCCUCCCGGGACCUGCCAGCACAUUCCAAAUCCCGGUCUAGCAGUGUUCAGGAAAAGGAGUUAACUGGGUGACACAUCUGCUCUUUGUAAGUCUUCCCUCGUGGUGUACGCAGCUCUCACUUCCAGGUGUUGGUGCUCUCCAGUUGGUGAGCAUGUGGUCUUGGAACUGAACCUGUAUGGAGUGGUGGCCCUGUAAAAGUAGAUUGUUUUUCCAAGUUCGUUUACAAAAGAAAAAGCAAAUGUCUGCUAGAAAACAAAGUUACCCAUGUUCUUUUGCAACUCCCUUUCUUAAAGGCCCAUCCUGUCCUCGGGCUGAGGACCUGAAUGACACUUGUGUGAACAAACACUGAGAGACUAUUUUUUGGAGAACAAGAUUUGAUUUUAAU
Molecule: messenger RNA, 2997 nt
Organism: Fukomys damarensis (Damara mole-rat)
Lineage: Eukaryota; Metazoa; Chordata; Mammalia; Rodentia; Bathyergidae
Gene: Knop1
Product: lysine rich nucleolar protein 1
Exons: 5
Coding region: 360-1715 (451 amino acids)
Source: RefSeq, a predicted model, not a curated record